Molecule: messenger RNA, 664 nt
Organism: Rubroshorea leprosula
Lineage: Eukaryota; Viridiplantae; Streptophyta; Magnoliopsida; Malvales; Dipterocarpaceae
Source: the annotation of a GenBank genome assembly
CGUAACCCUAUUGUUCCUCGUCAUCUUGUUGUUCCGUCACGGAGAAGCAAAAAUGGUCAGAGUGGCGGCGAAGGGCGGGAAGAAGAAGGCAGUAACCUUCACCAUCGACUGCUCGAAGCCGGUGGAGGACAAUAUCAUGGACAUCGCCUCCUUCGAGAAGUACCUCCAGGAACGCAUCAAGGUUGCCGGCAAACCUGGUAACCUUGGCGACUCCGUCGCCGUCAUCCGUGACAAGUCCAAGGUUACCAUCAGCUCUGACUCUGAGUUCUCCAAACGGUACCUCAGGUACUUGACGAAGAAAUACUUGAAGAAACACAAUGUUAGGGAUUGGCUUCGAGUAAUUGCUGCCAACAAGGAUGCAAGUGUUUAUGAAUUGAGAUACUUCAACAUCGCAGAGAAUGAGGGCGAGGAUCAAGAGUAGUAGUGUUGAUAGCAUUGUCUUUGUUUACUUGCUAGUACCUUAGAAGAAUCUAUCUUUAUUAUGUUGAGGUGUUUCAAAAUUUUGACCUCAUGAUGCCAUUACUUUGCCCUGCUUUGUGGCUGCGCCGAAAGAGACGACAAUUUUGGUUUCCAUUUUUUCUGUGAUUUGCCAAAUUGUUACCUGAAAGAGAAAAGUGAAAAUUACGACUUCUUAACUUCUUCUUAAUAAAUCUUUCUGACGUAU